This is a messenger RNA of Symbiodinium sp. CCMP2456, 2064 nucleotides long. Lineage: Eukaryota; Dinophyceae; Suessiales; Symbiodiniaceae. The record is from the annotation of a GenBank genome assembly.
AUGCUCAGAGAUGGCAUGACCGAGAUGGCGAAGUACGCGCUGAUUUACGCGGUGCUUUGUGGCCUGAACUUCUUUUUCGAAGUUUUGCCCUUGAUCAGCGAGAUCAGUGGCAGGGUGACAAGGAGGGCAGAGUUAGCAACUCCGACGAUAGAGGUGAAUGGAACCCGAGUGACAACCUACACUCUUGCAACGCAGACGCACCCCUUUUUCGAUCCGCCCCUCGGUCUUGGGUACAAUGCUCAGAGUAGCUCCAGGCGUUGGCAGCUACAGCCAUGGAUGUUUGACUUCGAUGCCCUUGAAGAGGCUCAGGCGAGUUCUCGGGCUCCGCAGGCCAAAGCUGCCGCAAAAGGAGCCCCAAACGUUCCGACAAAGGUUGCUGCAAAAGGCAGCACAGCAGUUGGCCGAGAUGCGCCGAGAGGUGCGUCGCUGCAAGCGGCCGAAAUGCCAAGCGAAGGAGUCAAUAAAGCAGCUGCGAAAAGCUCGAUCCCGGCGCCUGCGCCCGUUCCCAGGCUAACCUUCGACGAGAGGCGGCGGCGCUGGGAAAAGACGGGCUCGGCCGUGGCUAGCAUGCUGCAUGAGAUGCUUGAGUUCGAAUUCGUUUGCGGAAAAGGAUGGAUGGAGGGAAUGCGGCGUUUGGUGGAAAACACGCCCCGGGACCAGAUCGGACGCCGCUAUGGCCUAGAUGACUUUGCAGGACCCUUGCUGCGGGACCACUUCAUCCAGUGGACUUCUAGCCACUCGAGGGCCGAGAACUUCCGGAAGGUGAUCUUGCGCCUGGAGAUGAAGGUGGUGGUUGCAACGAAGCACCUGGACCUCUCGUACGACUGGACAUUGAGGCCGGGUGCUUUCCAAGAAAGCACAGCCGGUAUGGCCCGGCAGCUCGGAGCCACGGAAAACCCGCCCUUUGAUGGUUUCAUGCACAUGAAGCGUGGACUGCUCUUUGUUGGCUUGCCGCUUCGAUUGUACUUGGCCGAUAGCCCUCAUCUCUACGAGCUAAUUCGCCGCAUGAGAUCUCUGGCCGACCCCGCAAUUGCGGGUGAGGUGUCUGUGUCUAACAUCCGGAAGGUGCUUGACGCAGAUGGUUGUCCUUAUUCGGUUUUGGUCUACGGCUUGCUGGCGGGGCUCCAAGCGCUACAUUCAGCGCGGCUCACCGGAAAGCGGGCCGGGACAGGAGCCCAAAGUCUGGAUGCUCUUUCGGCGACGGCGCGGCUCACAGGUGAGCACCAGUUUGAAGUGAAGGAAGUUGCGGACAACUGUCCUCUGAUCUUCCGUGGAAUAUGGGUUCCAAACAGGAUCGAUGAGCACACAGCGGCCUACACGUGGUCCUUUAAUUCGUUCUCCCGCAGUAUGGAGGGUGUACUGUGGGUGCUGGAUUUCUAUGCCGUGGAGAACACCGGCAACCAAAGUGUUGCUUCCUUGGCCUGGCAAGAGUCACAUGUCUUGAUCUAUGUCGCACGAUUCAAUGCUGCCAGCAGCACGUGGGCUUUUCCAGUUCAGUUUUUCAAUUCGGGAAUGGCUGCGGAUGUUGAGAAGGAGGUUGUCCUUCCGCCGUUUGUUCACUAUGACUUCGAGCUUCUUCAUGGAAGUCUCUACGAAGUUCGCAGCACAAUGUCGACAGCAAUGAAGCUUGCUGCUCUCAAGGGGAUCGAACGCCUGUGGGGCCUAUCGCUGGCGGAGCAUGCGCCCCAGCUCCUGCAGCUCCUGGAAGGUAAAGGCACAUCAGCCUUCCCCGGCCUGAACCGCAACCUGAGAGUGACUGUGCGCUUCAUUAAGCAGAUUGAGCUUUGCAAGCCGCUGGAAGACAUCAUGAAAAGAGCUAGCGGGCCGCCAGAGGAUCUUCUUCUAGCAUUCCCGCCGAAGGAUCCGGCGGACGCACAGAAGCAGAUCGUGACAGUGUUCGGUGCCGGUGUGGAUGUGACCAAUCUCGUAAACCCUGGAGACGUGAGACCGCUGGGCACCUUCGUUCCAGGCCAGCGAGCUGCAGAAGGACAUACCUUCGAAUGGGAAAGGUCCUACUUGGCAUCGCCAUCGCGGCAUCUUUCGGAUGAGUUUGCACCGCGUUAA